AUGAGCUGGCGCGUAAACUUGUUUAAAGUGUUAAGAACCAAAGUUAAAGAAUUUCUGCGCAAUACUUCGCUGCCAGGUCUGAAGUAUGUCUGGGAUAAUAGUUUGCCCCACUGGGUGCAGUUCUACUUUGGCGCAGUGUUUGUGCUCUCAAUGUUUGUGGCCAUUAAUCAGUCGCUGAAUGUGUUUAACAAAUGGCAAAGCACGCCCGUGAUAAUGGGCAAGAGUGCACGCCUGGAGCGUAUACAGAACUCACCCUUUCCGGCUAUAACCUUAUGCAAUAUGAACAAGGCCAAGUACUCCAAGGUGUCGGACAUAAAGACCGGCAGCUUGGACUAUGCCAUGCUGCAAAGGACUUGCUAUCAAAAAAUAGACUUCACUCAAUAUCAGAAUAUAAAGCCACGCUCCAAGAACGAUACAUUUGCUAACUUUAUGGUGAGCGUGUCGCCCAAGUGCGAGGAGAUGAUUAUCUGGUGUCAGUUUGGUCCAACACAACGUCCCUGCACGGAUAUAUUCCGUGAAUUCUUUGUGGACGAAGGACUCUGCUGUGUGUUCAAUCUAUUGCAUCCCUAUUAUCUCUACAAGCACGAUGCCUCAUAUGUGCGUGACUAUACCACAUCGAAGGGCAUUACGGAAAUUGCUGUGGACUGGAACCCCAUGACGGGUUAUCCCAAGUCUUUGCCAGCUGCUUAUUAUCCACGUCGCAGCAUUGGCGUGGGUGUCAGCAAUGGAUUGCAGCUCGUUUUAAAUGGCAAUAUAAGCGACUAUUAUUGCUCUUCGACGAAUGGACAAGGCUUUAAGGUGCUGUUGUACAACUCCAUAGAUCAGCCGCAUAUGAAGGAGUCGGGCUUGCCCAGCAUGCUGGGCCAUGAGACGAACUAUCGCAUUGUGCCGCGCAGUUAUUCGGCCAUAUCAAGUAUACGCUCCAUUGCGCGCAGCAAGCGGCAAUGCAUCUUCAGCGAUGAGCAAGAGCUGCUCUUCUAUCGCUACUAUACGCGACGCAAUUGUGAAGCCGAAUGCGAUGCACUCUACUUCCAUAGGCUUUGCAAUUGCAUACCGCAUCACUUGCCGCUGAUUUAUCGCAAUGCCAGCGUUUGCUUUGUCCAACACUUUGCGUGUCUGGCACGCGCUGAGGCGCAGCUGGUGGAUGGCGAUACCAAUGCCUGCAAGGAGCUCUGCUUGGCCAGCUGCCAUGAUGUUAGCAUUUUUCCAGAUCAAUUUGCCAUACCCUUUAGCCAGAGCGGUGUGGGGCUUAGGAACAAAAUAUUUCAAAACCUGUCCAUUGAUUAUAUACGCGAGAACAUGGCCGUGGUGAAUUUCUACUACGACAAUGACUUUAUCCAUGGCUAUGUAAGGUCAUCCUACACGGGUCCAACUGAAUAUAUGUCUCUAACUGGCGGCAUCAUGAGCUUGAUGUUUGGCUUCAGCGUUGUUUUCAUCGCUGAGCUCAUACAUAUCCUUAGGUAUGUCAUACAAUUUUUGUUUUGUUUUGUUUUUUUGCACAUAUAUCAACUACUACAUUAUAUAGAAUUUGUAUUUGUUUUUCUUUAUGUAUGUAGCUUACAAAUUUAAUACUCUCUAAAUGUUGCAUACCACAAUUUGUUGUAUGUCUCCUUUCUUUUGGGGGAGGGGAGUGGGGGUUUUCACUUUUCUUAGCUUGUGUUUUAAAAAAA
Molecule: messenger RNA, 1670 nt
Organism: Drosophila busckii
Lineage: Eukaryota; Metazoa; Arthropoda; Insecta; Diptera; Drosophilidae
Product: pickpocket protein 28
Exons: 6
Coding region: 1-1569 (522 amino acids)
Biological process (GO): sodium ion transmembrane transport
Cellular component (GO): membrane
Molecular function (GO): ligand-gated sodium channel activity
Source: RefSeq, a predicted model, not a curated record